This is a messenger RNA of Talaromyces marneffei, 1959 nucleotides long. RefSeq lists its product as uncharacterized. The transcript is spliced from 3 exons. Lineage: Eukaryota; Fungi; Ascomycota; Eurotiomycetes; Eurotiales; Trichocomaceae. The record is from RefSeq and is a predicted model, not a curated record. Bases 1 to 1959 code for a protein of 652 amino acids.
AUGGAGAUGCCACAAGAAGGAAAAAUAAGCAAACCGCCGGCGGUUGUCAUCAUUGCUAGGCACGGCGCGCGGAUCGAUGCGGUUGACAAGGAAUGGCAUCUCACUUCUCCCACACCAUACGACCCUCCUUUGACAUAUGGCGGCUGGAUCCAAGGACGUGCGCUGGGUGCGCGGAUAGCUAGUCUAUUGAAAGCGAGAGAAGAUUCAGUACAUGACGAAACGAUACCUACAACGAACAUCUCGGUAUCCCUAGCAAGCAGCUCCAUGAGUGAGAUCAUAUCACCCGAGGACAGUCACCCAAAACCGCCUAAAAAAACGUCCGUUGCGAUCAGCGCUGGCAUGAGCCAGUUCUACCGAGCCGACAACGAGCCUUCGAACAGCCACACCCCAGUUUCAUCUACUCCGGCGUCUGAAGAUAUAUCGCCUAUGGGCACACCAUCACGAUCAUCCACGCCGACGUUGUCGGAUCAAUGGAACAGACAUAAUGGAAAGGAUAGGUUCAGCCAUGGAAAACGCGCCAAGGUUGCUCCACGUACACGCCUUCGCAUUGAUGCAUUUCUAGGAGAAUGGUUGUCGCCGGACUACUUCGAUCAAAUUACACCACCUCCAGGGUCAGUUAUGAUGGUAGCAGGUGCCAAAGCAGAGCUCUUGCGACGUGGGGAAAUUCUUCACCGCGCGAAUAACCUCGGGAGCAACUCUUUCUCUGGAAAUUUCCCCGGUGGUUGGAAGAGUAAUCAGCCACCUUUAUCACCGGAGAUACUAACUGAUACAACUUUCGGAAUGUCUUCACUUGCCGAGGCUUUACCUUUCGAAGACCAUUUAGGCACCGAGGAUGGUCGCUUUAGUCGUUCGAUCAAAGGAAUAACCAUUCGAGAUGUGCUUUCACGAUCACCAUCACGUUCUCAGGAAGACCUCUCGGCCGGUUAUAUGCCACCAACCCCGUCAUAUGCUAUUUCGCCAUCUGAGCCGAUUCCAACGGGCUAUGUUUCGCAUGCAAGAGAUUCUUGUGUUGACGUGGACUAUCAGUGGGAUAGCUUGAAGGAUCCACAAAAUUGGGGUGAUGGCGGCGAAUAUGACGAGGAGUGGAGUACAAUGCAUAAACGCUUCCGAAACGGACUUAUAAAAAUGAUAGACUGGUAUAGCCAUGAGAAGCCGCCCAGGUCGCAUCGUCAUCAUCAUCAUCACCACCACCAUCAUCAUGAAGACGAUGAUGAGACUGAUACAGUACUUGUCCUUGUUACUCACGGAGCUGGCUGUAAUGCUCUUAUCGGAGCAUUGACGAAUCAGCCUGUAUUGAUCAAUGUGGCAAUGGCAUCCUUGACGAUGGCAGUUCGCAAAGACAUUUUUAAGACAAAGGCCUCGAACCACCAAUCGGUUGAUACGAUGCGUAACGGUCGCACUGAACAUCAUCAUCACUUACCAUCUUCCAUUCCUCUUUAUCAUAUCUACAACCUGUCUCUGAUUGCAUCCACCGAACAUCUUCGCGUAACGUCGAACCCUCUAUCCAUUCCACAACUGCCGAGUCCCACUCUUGAAAGAUCGAGAUCAAUAUCUGCCUACCGACACCGCACCGCAUCCAGCCCUCUUAGAAUUACGGCCAACACCUUAGGCAACAAAGACAACAAGUCUGCGCACCCACGUGGCCUUCAGCGAUCGGCGACAAUCACCUCCACACAUCAACAUCAUCCCUCUCGCAGCCUGGUCGGUUUAUGGGCAUCCAAAGAUAAGAAAAAUACCAUCGACGAAAUUCCGAGCUAUCAAUUUGAGCAGCGCUAUCCCGACUCCGACACGCAAACAGUCACUUCCCCCAGUCUUCAAGAACAAAAGGAAAAUAUCGAAGACCCUAUUGCAGAACAGCCGAAAUCACAGUUUGGUCUAUGGGGCAGUGCAGCCAUCGCGCAGGCACGCGAACCAGCUUUGAAGAGACGAUGGACCGUGACCGACCAGCAUAGACAGUGA